AUGGCUUCUUCAUCAUCACGUCGAAUUCCAAGAACUGCAAGACCGCUGCUUCCACUCGGCGUCAAUCCUCCUUUCACAGACUCUCACUUUGCGUCCAACGUUGCUGAACAUCCAAUGCAGUCGUUCAAGCUCCCCACUGGACCUUUACUCCAUUGCAUCGACCUCGAAGCCCCACCGGCCAAACCCCGAAAUGACAUGCCCCACACCUUCCAGCCGUCAACACCGCGUAUCGCUCUCAGACCGGCUCACGCCCGAAAUCGCUCGUUGCGAUUGUCCUCAGGCUCACUCUACCAGCGUGCAUAUCACCGAGAACCAUAUCCAGACCAUUCCCAUUCUCAUGAAGAUUUGGCGUCAUCCCCAACCGAGCUCUUACUGCCGCCCUUUACCGUUCAAACAUCGCCAAAGCUCAAGUAUCCGCCACCACCAUCGGUUCUACUGCCACUAGACUCAUCUGCAUUCUGGCUUUCGAUGUACUUUUGUUUCAAUCUGGGACUGACACUCUUCAACAAACGAGUUCUCGUUGGCUUUCCUUUCCCCUAUACUCUCUCCGCCCUCCACGCGCUGUUUGGAACGAUAGGCGCCUCCAUCCUUGCGAAACACGGCUACUUUGUUCCGUCGCGCUUGAAUACUCGUGAAACAAUCGUUCUCGCUGCCUUCAGCAUGCUCUAUGCAGUCAACAUCGCAGUCAGCAAUAUAUCUCUGCAUUUGGUCACCAUUCCGGCAAUUGUUCGAGCCGCCACGCCCAUUUUCACCGUUUUGUUCUCGACCGUCUUUUUUGGUGUCCAAAGUAGUUACCCGACGAAGAUAUCUCUUAUUCCUGUUGUUGCAGGUGUUGGACUAGCGACUUUCGGGGACUAUUAUUUUACCUACACAGGUUUCUUGCUCACGUUGCUUGGAACCCUUCUCGCUGCAUUCAAAACCAUUUUUACCAACAUCCUCCAGUCACCAACGACCUCGAGACCUGCUUACUUUCACAACCCAUUCGACCUGCUCUACUAUCUUUCUCCUCUCGCCUGUGUGGAAUGCUUGUUUCUUGCACAUACUACGGGCGAGCUCCAGCGAGUGCGAGCAUAUACCGAGACCGGCCAUCUGUCAAUGCUUAAGCUCAUCGCUCUUGUAUUGAAUGGGUGCAUUGCGUUUGGUCUAAAUGUGGUCAGCUUCAGCGCAAAUCGACGAGUUGGUGCCUUAGGCAUGACUGUUGCUGCCAACGUGAAGCAGGUCCUUACGAUUGUUUUUGCCGUGUUUAUCUUUGACCUGACGAUAACGCACCUGAACGCGCUGGGAAUUGGCCUGACGUUGGUCGGUGGCGCAUGACUGCAAGGGCAAGACGUGCAAAAAGCACACGUAUGGCGCCGUGCUCUCUACCUUGAUUUCAGCGAUCUUACUGGGGAGUUUUCUAGCCCUCAUAAAGUAACGCAAUACAAGACCGGCAAGGCUUCCCUCUUCGCCCAGGGCAAGCGGCGUUAUGACCGAAAGCAGAGCGGUUAUGGUGGACAGACCAAGCCUGUCUUCCACAAGAAGGUGCGUUGCUGGGUUUGGACUGCUGGCGACGAAUGCUGAUCUGUUGGUUAGGCUAAAACGACGAAGAAAGUUGUGUUGCGGCUGGAGUGCACGGUCUGCAAGUACAAGAUGCAAAUGGCUCUGAAGCGUUGCAAACAGUGCGUCGACUUGUUGCUAGAGUUUACGAUCAGGACUGACGAGCUGCCCAGCUUCGAGCUCGGUGGUGAGAAGAAGACGAAGGGUGCCGCGCUUACCUUCGUACGUCUUUUGCGUCUGGCUAGUUCUCUUGAGACUAACUUUGUGUCCCUAGUGA
Molecule: messenger RNA, 1813 nt
Organism: Mycena indigotica
Lineage: Eukaryota; Fungi; Basidiomycota; Agaricomycetes; Agaricales; Mycenaceae
Product: TPT domain-containing protein
Exons: 5
Coding region: 1-1314 (437 amino acids)
Cellular component (GO): Golgi apparatus
Molecular function (GO): antiporter activity
Source: RefSeq, a predicted model, not a curated record